Messenger RNA from Haemorhous mexicanus (house finch), 4973 nucleotides. RefSeq names its product KIAA1328 ortholog. NCBI's taxonomy places the organism in Eukaryota, Metazoa, Chordata, Aves, Passeriformes, Fringillidae. The transcript is spliced from 11 exons. Bases 66 to 1925 code for a protein of 619 amino acids. The record is from RefSeq and is a predicted model, not a curated record.
CAGCCAAUAGGCGACGAGAGCCAGGGGGGCGGCGGGGGUAUGCGGGGAGUGGCGGCUGUUUCAAGAUGGCGGCGGCGGCCGCCGGUGUAGGUGGAGGUGCUCGCCGGGGCCGGAGCUCUUCUGAUGAAGAAGAUCCACUGGUACCUGUUUCAGGAGUGUCUACAAAAGGAAAUUUAAGAACAAGGUGUUUGCCAAAAUAUCAAACAGGUCAAACCGAACUGAAGGUGCCUGUAGCUGUUGCUUCUGUUUCCAUGGAUCCUGACAGAGGUACAGGAAGUCUGACAGGGCAGCAGGGCACUAAUGAAGGAGGAAUGAAGAGUGCUUCUUUAAAGGAUUUGUGUCCUGAGGACAAGAGACGCAUUGCGAACUUAAUUAAAGAACUUGCCAGGGUAAGUGAAGAAAAAGAGGUGACGGAAGAACGGCUGAAAGCUGAACAGGAAUCAUUUGAGAAGAAGAUCAGACAACUAGAGGAGCAGAAUGAACUUAUCAUCAAGGAAAGGGAAGCUCUGCAGCAGCAGUACAGAGAAUGCCAAGAACUUUUGAGCCUUUAUCAGAAGUACCUAGCUGAGCAGCAAGAAAAACUAUCACACUCCCUUUCUGAACUCAGUGCUGCCAAGGAAAAGGAGCAGAAGGUAUCCAGUAAGAAGAGCUUGUGCCAGCAGCACUCUUUGGGGCUGGACAGCUCCUACUUGGGUGCUGGGGGACCUUGGACUCCUCAAAAGAACAGUAGAGCACCAAAGGCUAUAAGCCCAGCCUGUGUUGUGUUGUCUCAGCCUUGCAGGAAUAACUACGAUUACAGGACUGAAAUGCAUCACAACCAUCAGGAGUGUCUGAAGGAAUAUCCAAUGGAAAAUGACUUGCACAGAAAGUGCAACAAUAUGAUUUCCCCAGCCAAGCAGAGGAGCCCUCACCAUGUAAAGCAAGCUCAGGAGGUGGACCAGAGAACAAGUGAAUUUCAGAGUAUAUGCCCUCAGCAAGUGAGUCAUGGCUGUGCCUGGAGGCAUGUAGGGAGCUCAGGGUGCGUGGAAGAGAGCUGCUAUGUCAGCCAGGUAUUUACAAAACACUUGGGGACAGUUCACAAGACCGAUGAUCAUUCCAGGCUCUGUCAAGGUUCUAGGCUGAAUCACAGCACCGACUCAGGUCCUAAGGAAACAGAAUUGGCUAAAAGGUUGUAUGAAGAAAGAAGGCAGAAGCUGCUUCUUCAAAAAAUGGAGCUGGAAAUUGAAAAGGAACGACUCCAACAUUUAUUGACUAAGCAAGAAGCAAAACUGCUCCUAAAACAACAGCAACUACACCAAUCCUGUAUGGAUUUUAACAGGGUUAGAGGCCAUGUACCUGGCUCAGAAGAUAUGCCCAUUGCUGAAGCACCCAGAGAUCUUGCUCUGAUGAUGAAUGGCAGCAGCAUGGGGCUAAGCGUCCCGGUGUUGAAACAUGAAGAUUAUUUACUGAGGACAUCUCCAGUGAGCAAAAACUCCAGAAAACCAGGGAGCAGUCAUGGGAGCAGUUCAGGGAAGAAAAUGGUUGGCUUUGGUAUAAAUGUGGAUGAUGGGCACACUCCUCAAAUGCAGACCAAGAGGGAAGGCACCAAGUCCAGGAAAGGGACAACUUCAGGACUUAGGAAGGAUGCAGCCAUAUCUCCUGGGUUGAUGGGAAGCAGCAAAGUGCCUGCAACCAGAGCCGUAUCACCGAUUCAGCAUGACCCUUCACGGUACCAAGCCUCUCUUCUUGACCUAGUGGAGGCUAUGAACCCAAUAUCAGCUCCAGGACAGCUCUGCUGGGAACCUUGUGACAGGAAUGAACUGCACACGCCCUGCUGUGCAAGAAACAGGCUGUCCUCGUCUUGGUGCCAGAGCCCCUGCAGCCCCAGGAGCAGAGCAGAUGAGCUGGAGGAGAGUCGGCUCCUCGAGGACAUCUUCUUCAUUUGACACUACUCCUUGGUCUACACCUACUCUGAAAUUGUUUGAGUGAUCACUGCUUGUUUUCCCUCUUCUAAAACGUAGCUAAUUAGCAUCCAGGUUCAUUUUGGAUUUAGUGAUCAUGAUGCAAGUAUAUUGUUGGGGUACGCCAAUCAGAAAGUGUUAACUUUUUUCCUAAACCUUUCAUGUGCCAAGUAAUCAAUUUACAAUAGCAUUUUUUUAAAAUCUACAACAUUUUCUAAUACAUUGAAGUCACAGUUUUGCUAGACUUAUAUCGGAAGUAUAUUUCAUUAUUGAUUUUUUUUCACUCUAAAGCAGUUUGCAAGAACUGCCUAACAUUCAACAACCAGCAUGUUCAAAGUAGAUUAUUUUCUAAUUAAACAAGUCUGUUUAAAACCUGGCAUAUUAUAAAGGUACAAGCACUUUAGUACUUUUUCACUGAUUUUAUGAUCUACUUUUUCCUUCAACAUUCUGAUAUUUAACACACUGAGUUUUUAGGGGAUAUAUUGUAAGCUCAACUCUACAGUGUCUGAUAAUGUUAAUAGAUGAUGUUGCAGGUUGAUGUACUAGGCACAGGUUUGAAUUAUGUUCCUCUUUAAAUCAGUGCUAUUUGACAGAGUUUAUGUGCUGGGUAAUGUAACCCUGAAACAGCAGAAGAGAGUCAGACAUCAUAGAGAUCCAAAACCUAUUUGAUGUACUUUUCAAGAUGAAAUACAUAGUAGUGCUAGUAUAAGAGCAGUCUUAGGAAAUUUUCACUAACUUGCACUAUUUUGAUCCUGCAUCUAGGCUCCAUUGUAAAUAAGACAAAUCAGUAAUUAUUUCCACUAGCAGCUCACAAUGCACACUUUCCUGCCAGCUUUAAUUAUUCAUGCUGUAUCUAUUUCAGUUUAUUUAAAUGCAUUUCCAUCUACUGCAUGUACUUGGUUAUUUAAAGAAAUGUGCCGAAUUGGUAAAAAUGACUGCACAUUACAGGAUUAAUGAUCAUUUUCUCCACAAUGCAGUGUUCAUAUUUUAUUGUAACAGUAGCCACCGGCAUGUGUUCCUAGAAAUAUGAGACUAAAAUACUCAUUUUGCACAGUAAAAUUGCAGCAAGGGAAAGGUAGAAUUGAUCCAGUACAGGCAAGUUCUAGGCCAUUUGCUCCCAAACACCACUUCAUGGGCCAGUACUGCUUUUCAGACAGUCUCUUUAGGCAACCCUGCUUAUCUUAAUGGCUGGGUUGAGUUGCUGUACUGAUGCUUGGGGUAUGGCUGCUGCCUGCCUCCCCACACUGCUCCUGUGCAAUGUGUGAUGCUCUGUGAGGCGGAUCUCAGAUGAGAGCACCGCAGCCCCUGGCAGCACCGUGCUCCCUCAGUGAAACAAAAGGAGAGUGAAGGGGAAGAAGAACCUCAGGUUACUCUGGGCUGCUUCAUUCAGGCCAAGUAUCACAAAUUAGGUGAUAUCCUUUCUGUGCAUCCCAGCUGAAUUUUAAAAGCUGCUUGGAGGAGUUUAAAGGAGGAAAUCAGCAUUGCUGGACUAGAAAAUUACUGCUGUGGAAAGUCACUGCAUGGUCUGUCCUGCUUUUAGUGAGGUAUUACAGUUUUAUGGAAUAUGUCCAUCUGCUGUUAAAUGUCCCUCUUGUUCUACUCCCUGAGCCUGUGAAGGCCCAGGUUUCUGCUAGGAGCCCCAAAGAUGUAUUCAGUGCCCUGGCCCAAGUAGAGCAAAUGGGAACAUAAGUUUUUUUAUUCUGUUGGCUGAGUAGUCUGCUGCUUAAAGAGGGCAGGAAAAAGGAGGAGAAAGCAGAGAAAAAUAUAUAAGGACCAGCAGAAAAUUUGGGGAUAACCAUCACGUAGAUCUUAGAGUUUGGGGUUGUUUCAUGGUGUUUUUUUAGCUUUCAUGGUGUUUUUUUUAAGUGUUGGCAUUUAUAGAGAAACAGUUCUCUGAUUUCAGUCCAAUUGCUUCUUGUCUCAUUUCCAGUUUGACUGAAACUUUAAUUGCCUUUUCUGAUAAAUGCUAACUGACCUUUCAAAACAGCAAAAAAUACAUGUAUAUUUCUUGAAAGGUGCCUUUGUGUUGAGAACACUCCAUGGGAGCAUUUUGUUCUUUGAUUCUUUUGUGGGUGCCAAUAUUUAACUGCUUUGGUAUUUCUUAUGAUCACUUAAAAAAUUCUCAUUCUGAAGGUGACUUUUGGCUUGAAUCUAUAUUUUUUGGCUGUAGCUCUUUUUAAAAGGACAUUGUCAGGGUUGUGAGCUCUAUGCUGAAGGUGCUGUCAGUCAGACCUAUACAGGGGGCACACCUUUGUGAAUCAAAGUUUUCUAGUAAAAGAUGGUUGAAACGCCUGAUGGGUGAAGAGCUGUAUGCUUUAACUCUCUAUGAGAUGUGGACAAAAGAAACAAAAGCUAUUAAUUUCAUAGACCCUGUGGAAAGUAAUUUUUUAUAAUGCUGGCUCUUGCUCUAGUUAUCAGCAGUGCAUUAGGAAUAGUGUUUAGCAGUCAGUGCAAGCAAAGAUAUUUUGCCAUAAGGCACUACAAAGUUGAAGUUAUUAAAACAUUUAUAGCCUUAGAAAAAAAAAUCAAUGAUUGUCAAAUAGGAAAGGACAAAAUCAGUAGGUGGUACUGGGAGGGGAAUUGUUUUCCAUCUGCUAAAACAUUAGAGGAAAUGCAAAAAUUAAACUAGCAAAAGCAAUGACAUGACAGUGUCCUUUUAAGUUUGAUCUUCUAUAUUGGGAGCUGCUGCUGGGGAGUUGGUCCAGCAUAGACUGUUUGUCCAGAGGGUUCCCAGUGAAUAUCCUUCAGCUACACAUCAAGCUGUGUUUUCCAUGAGGCUUUGUGGAGUAAUAUGACUGCUGCUAAGGCUCCUACCCAUGCCUUCAGUUUGUGUCCUUCCCACAUGGUUUGUGCACACACACUUGCUGGCUGUUUGUGUAGUUACUGCUUUUGUGCACCUUGCACAUCACAGACCUGUAAUAAUCACACCCUUUUCAUUUCUAGCCUUUCCAGUCUUGCUGUUGAAUCCCGUCUCGAGCACGUAUUUAUAUAUGUAUGUGAAGUCUUAAUCUAAUAAAUUAUCUGGGGGUUUAA